Messenger RNA from Bipolaris victoriae FI3, 1794 nucleotides. RefSeq lists its product as hypothetical. Gene Ontology annotation, biological process: metal ion transport; transmembrane transport. The record is from RefSeq and is a predicted model, not a curated record. NCBI's taxonomy places the organism in Eukaryota, Fungi, Ascomycota, Dothideomycetes, Pleosporales, Pleosporaceae. Gene Ontology annotation, cellular component: membrane. Bases 1 to 1794 code for a protein of 597 amino acids. Gene Ontology annotation, molecular function: magnesium ion binding; cobalt ion binding; magnesium ion transmembrane transporter activity. The transcript is spliced from 3 exons.
AUGUCUUCCGACUAUGCAAAGAGCGACACAGCACCGGUGAAGAAAGGCACGGUACCUGCACUGUGGUCUGCAAAAUCCAUCCCUCAUAGUCCGGAGUAUGGAGAUCAAUACGCAUUGAUUGGAGACGCAUACGAGCCGAACCUAACAGUAGCGGCUGAAUGGGAAAUUCAUGACCCGAGAAGCGAAAGGUUGCCGUACUUGGCUCAUAUUAAAUCACUGUCAGCAUCGUGGAAGACACUCCGCCACUUGGCCGAUUGGAUGCAGGUCGGUACAACGCCACUACGAUGGAAAGACAUCAAGGAGACGCCUGGAGAGCGCGAACGGCGUGCAAACAAGACAAACAUCACGUUUGUUGAGUACAGGCCCGCCUCCAAACCCAAAGCAAUCCCCAUCAAGACACCUUCGGCACUUCGUGAGACUCUUCAAUCGUUAUCACAUGAGCCUUUGAAGGAAGCUCCUCUUCGGUUAUUCGUCGUAGAAGACCUUUCUCAACAAGUCAUAGAGCUUCUGGGACAGCGCUUCGAUAUUGAUCCACUGUUUUUCCGUGAACAGAUUGCCGAUUAUGUAUGGUACAAUACUCGAGACCCAUGGGCAGCACCGCCUGCUCUCGUUUCUAGCAUGAAGCACCGCCAAUGGUUUAGAAUGCGAAACAUGCGGUUACGAUACCACAGGACAGUGGAAGAGUUUGACGAGUCAAAAGCAGAGGCUAACACUUGGAAUGUGCUACGCCGUCCCGACAACGACGAGAACCACUGGCAUUACAUGGACGAAGAAGGCGCCGUAGUGUCUAUCAUGCGUACACGCACUUGCAUGUGGAUUGGCAAAGACAAGGAGUGUGGAUAUGGAACAGUUGGUAUCGUGUUACUGGAUCCAACAAUCAGUCGAGGACAGCCACUUUGGUAUGACCGUAGUAACUGGCUACCGACCCCAAAGAUGGAAACAAAAAUCUAUCCGUCGAUAAAAUCAUCCGUCUCGUGGUUUGAAGACGUUGUGCAAAUGACAACCGCCUUCCCGUGGUUUGAACGAUCAGAAGGCCACGAAAUCAACGCCCAAGUCCUCGCCAAACCAACCAUCUACACCAUCUGUGCGGAAUGGCUCGUAGUAUGCGACUACGUGAAAGCGCGCCUGAGCCAGAUAGAAUGGGAGCUAGAAAAGCCGCACCUUUUCCGAUCAAAAGGCGACGCCAUUGACGACUCACUGAACCGUCUGCAUACAUGGCGCCGCCAGAUACCAGUUUUCCGGGAAAUGGUAGCAGAGACACUGGAGCACGCGCUGCCAGCCGCAGCACGCCUGACAUCACCAUCGCCCCAGCCCGCAACCGCACCAUCUUCACCUAUUUCUUACACACCCCGGUCUGUCAUACCGGACAAUGUUAUCAUUAAUUUCGACAACAUUGACGGCUUCGAAGACAUCGUGCCAGAUUUCCGACGCGUCCUCGCUGCCGUCAACGAACUCCAGGAACGAGUCGAUCGUCUUACAAGCAUCGUCACAUCCGAAAUUUCCAUCGAAGACUCGCGGCGCGGACUCAAGGAGGGUCACGACAUGGCGCGCAUCACGUGGCUGGCUACUGUAUUCAUCCCGCUGACAUUCGUCGCGGGCUUGUACAGCAUGAAUGAGAGUGUUUCGGCGCUGAAGUCGACAUACGGAUGGUACUUUCUCACUGCGAUCCCGUUCACGUUGUUUGUUAUGGCGAUUGGGUGGGCAGUUGGCGGUGGGAGCUUGAGACCGUGGAAGAAAACUACUAGUACGACGCAGAGGGGGGUGGCUGUUAUAAAGGAUAAGAAGGUGAAUUGA